UAUCACGCGCUUUCGUGGACAUGGGGUCAAGGCAAAAGAGACCGCCAGAUCAUGCUCGACGGGUUGCCGUUUUACAUAACCCAAAGUCUUCACGACGCCUUACAUUAUCUCCGGUCCGACGCCUCGUUUCGUAGUCCGUCGUCGUUGUUCCUCCUGUGGAUUGACUUGAUCUGUAUCAACCAACUUGAUAGGGAUGAGAAGAGCAUCCAGGUGGUCCGCAUGCGGGAGACGUACAAAGAUGCCUGUAAGGUCAUCGUCUGGCUGGGC
Molecule: messenger RNA, 267 nt
Organism: Parathielavia appendiculata
Lineage: Eukaryota; Fungi; Ascomycota; Sordariomycetes; Sordariales; Chaetomiaceae
Exons: 1
Source: RefSeq, a predicted model, not a curated record